Molecule: messenger RNA, 1086 nt
Organism: Tetrahymena thermophila SB210
Lineage: Eukaryota; Ciliophora; Oligohymenophorea; Hymenostomatida; Tetrahymenidae
Exons: 4
Source: RefSeq, a predicted model, not a curated record
AUGGACUAGUUAGUUUAAGAAAUAUCUAUUUAAUUUCCUACAAUUCCUGAAGUCUUAGCUUUAGUUAAUUCUACCUUUGCUACACUUCUUGCUUUUGGGUUAGUUUUUAGAAUUCUUUCAUAAAACGUUAUCAUUUAAGAUUUUCUCCAUGUUUUUUUAGAAAAUUUGUAUUAGGCUACAUACCACCAAUUAAUAUAGGAUCAUAAAUUAUCAGACUGCAAAUCUUAAGUCUAGUCAAUUCAUCAAUAAGAAGUCCAGUUUGUAGGGUAAGACCUUUUAGAAAAGGAUAAGUCAGAUAACAUAGAACUUCCUUAAUUUUCUACAAAGUUUAAAUAUCACAUAGAAUAAAGCCCAUAAUAUAAAGAAAAUAAAACUGAAUUUAAAUUUGAUAAAGAUUAUGUGAUUGAAACUCAAGAGUUAAGUAAUAAAAUUUCAGCUUAAAAUAAAAUAUUAGAUACACAAAAUGAUAAAAAUUAUCUCUGCUUUACUUAAUAAGAGUAGUACACAUAAGAAAAUAAUUUAACUUCUAAUAUUCAUGAAUCAAAAUUAAUUGAAAGUAGAAAUUUAAGCUAAAGCAACAAAAUAAUAAAGAAAUAAAACUAAAUAAUCUAAAAUCAAAAGGCUAAACAAAAGCGAGAUAUAAAUUCUGAAAAUAUGAUUUAGAAAUUAAGAGUUAUCAAAGACCUCAAAAUAUUUCAAAAAUUUAAAAAUUCUAUUUUUGAAAAAAAGUAAAAUUUAAUAACUUAAUUGAAAAAAAUAAUAUGCUUCUGGAAGAAAAAAAAAGAAAGUUUAGAUGAAAAGUAAGAAUUUCAAACAUAAAAAGUGCUUAUAGAUAAAGAAUAAUUAGCUGCUAUUCAACUUGUAGGGUAUUCUUCUUAAUACUUAGCAGAUUAAACUAGCAAACAAAAUAGUAUUAAACAAAUUAAGUAAAAGUAUAAAAACCACUUCGAAGAAUAAUAAAAUAUUCUUAAUUCUUGUGAAUUAUAAUAAAAGUAUAUUAAAAAGUUUUUUUCCAAGUUAUAAGAUGAUAGCUAUAAUAAACUUGACAUAGAUAAUAGGAUAUUCUCUGCAAUAAAUAAUAAUUGA